AUGUCUUCCGACGACGAACGCCAGAAGGCUCUCGACUCGUACCGGGCCAAGCUGCUCGAAUCCCGGGAGUGGGAAGCUAAGCUCAAGUCCCUCCGGCUCGAGAUCAAGGACUUGCAGAGGGAGUUUGACAGAACCGAAGACAACAUUAAGGCGUUGCAGAGUGUCGGUCAGAUCAUCGGCGAGGUCUUGAAGCAGCUCGAUGACGAAAGAUUUAUCGUAAAGGCUUCCUCCGGUCCCAGAUAUGUCGUCGGAUGCAGAUCAAAGGUCGACAAGGUCAAACUCAAGCAAGGCACGCGCGUGGCUCUCGAUAUGACGACACUCACGAUCAUGCGUAUGCUGCCCCGAGAAGUCGACCCUCUCGUCUACAACAUGUCACUGGAAGACCCCGGUCAAGUCAGCUUCGCCGGUAUCGGUGGAUUGAACGACCAGAUUCGCGAGCUUCGUGAGGUCAUUGAGCUGCCGCUCAAGAACCCUGAGCUCUUCCUACGUGUGGGCAUCAAGCCACCCAAGGGUGUUCUGCUUUACGGACCUCCUGGUACUGGAAAGACGUUGCUUGCACGUGCUGUGGCAAGCAGUCUCGAGACCAACUUCCUCAAGGUCGUUUCUUCAGCGAUCGUCGACAAGUACAUCGGAGAAUCUGCCCGUUUGAUUCGCGAGAUGUUCGGCUACGCCAAGGAGCACGAGCCCUGCAUCAUCUUCAUGGACGAGAUCGACGCCAUCGGUGGACGCAGAUUCUCCGAGGGAACCAGUGCGGAUCGUGAGAUCCAGAGAACGUUGAUGGAGCUGCUUAACCAGUUGGACGGUUUCGACUACCUCGGCAAGACCAAGAUCAUCAUGGCGACGAACAGACCCGAUACCCUUGACCCCGCGCUGCUCCGUGCCGGACGUCUUGACCGCAAGAUUGAGAUUGCUCUGCCGAACGAGGUUGGACGUUUGGAGAUUCUCAAGAUUCAUGCCCAGGGCGUAGUGACGGAGGGCGAGAUUGAUUUCGAAAGCGUGGUGAAGAUGAGCGAUGGUCUCAACGGUGCGGAUUUGAGAAACGUCGUGACAGAAGCUGGUCUAUUUGCCAUCAAGGACUACCGCGACGCAAUCAACCAGGACGACUUCAACAAGGCAGUACGCAAGGUCGCCGAGUCGAAGAAGCUGGAAGGCAAGCUCGAGUACCAGAAGCUGUAA
Molecule: messenger RNA, 1176 nt
Organism: Colletotrichum godetiae
Lineage: Eukaryota; Fungi; Ascomycota; Sordariomycetes; Glomerellales; Glomerellaceae
Product: 26S proteasome subunit P45 family protein
Exons: 4
Coding region: 1-1176 (391 amino acids)
Biological process (GO): positive regulation of RNA polymerase II transcription preinitiation complex assembly
Cellular component (GO): proteasome regulatory particle, base subcomplex; cytosolic proteasome complex
Molecular function (GO): ATP binding; proteasome-activating activity; ATP hydrolysis activity
Source: RefSeq, a predicted model, not a curated record